AUGAUUACAAAUGAGACGUCACCUGCGGGUGUGAACUUGAAUUCGUUGCAAAUGGACAAACAGAUGACACAAAGAGCGCGAGACAUUGCACGACGAAUCCAACUACGGGUCGGUGAAAUCCAGACAAAAGCCGAUGAUAUGGAGGCGAUUGUUAGAGAAGUUACACUCAGAGUGGGCUAUGCAGCUUCCAAAAUGGGCAAUCUGAAGAACCAAAAACCAGUACAGCAGGUUGUUUCUACUCAAAACAUCAAAAAGGAAGAAGAUUCGCCGCCCAAUCGCAUAUCAGAAGACGCCUGGACUCCGUUGUUUCUGGAGACGUAUAAAAAAGCAAUAUUGGAACCUGGGCAAACAAUUAUUCCUAUGGUCAAUCACGCGGUAUUCAGGUCGGGUAGUUUUGGAGAUAGCAACGGGUACACAAAUGGUCACAGCAUUGCAAACGGGCAUACACGUAGUAUGGAUGGUUCCGAACGAAGUAUUAUUGAAGAAUCGGAGAAUGAGGAACCUGAGGAGCCACCACGCGCUCAAAUCCCAAAACCGCCGGUCAUUCCCGUUAAUCUACCGAUUCGGAGAGAUGCUUCUCCCUCUCUUCCUCCCACGCCUACACCAAUUGCCACCAAGGUAGGUAUCAUGCAGCAGCCAACAAUCAUUCCUCGCCAAGAACCUGAGCCACAAGUGGAGCCUCACACGCCACAAGAUACAUCAGGAGUAACUCGAGAGAGUCUCCCAGCAGAAGAAAUCAAUUCUACGCAAAAGAUUCAAGCUAGACCAGCCGCUCUGGCAUCGGUUAUCAGCGAGAUGAGAGCCAAAGUGGCCACAAGGCAGAAGUUCUUCGACUCUGAUUCAGACUCUGAUACGGAGCCGCUCAGAAUCAGUCAGCCAAAGCCAUCAACUUCAACAACACUGCCGAAAGACGUGGCUAUUGAUCCAUCACCUGUACCUCGUCGAUCAGAGCCUUCUAUCUCCAGAAUUACACCUGUCGAGCGAAUUUCCAAAACAGAGGUUCCCCCAGCUCUACAGCGGCUAACUGCCAAAAGCUCAACUGCCAAAAAUACUACUCAAGGACAGGGAAAUGAGUGCAAACUUGUCGCUAACAUUUUCGACUCGGACUCUGAAUCGGAUACUGAAUUUUCAAAACCACCGCCUAAGCCGACAAUGAAGGCCGUAGCCAAAAAUUCUUCUGUGGUAUCAACUUCAAAACAGAACGAGAAAAAGGAAGCGGUAAAGUCUACACUAUCGGAACGAGAAAUCUCUAACCCAUUAUUUGAGGGUGAACAGUCUGUGAAAAUCGCUUCCGUCCCUCUGAAGGUGGAAACCAAGCCAGUUGAAAAAAUAGUGGAAAUUCAGAAACCAGUUGCAAACGUUGAAACCAAAAAAUCUGAAACAGUUGAAACGAAAACUGCUCCACCAGUUGCAAAAGUCGAAGCCAAACAAGCUCCUCCACCAGUCGCUAAAGUCGGCAGAUCAAUAUUCUCCGACUCAGAUUCCGAUGAUGAUUUCCUCAAGUCGUUCUCUAAACCUAAGACUCCCGCGGCAACGACAGCUGCCAAGGAGACUCCAGCUGCUGCUGCUGCAGAGCCAAAAGUUGUGAGAAACCGGAUGAGAAGACACUUUCCGCUGCUCCCGUGGUGCGUCUUUCACACUUUUAAUAUUUCUGUUUUGAUGUCGAUACUAGUAUUAAUAUGCAAAUUUUCAGGCCAAAGCCACCACACCACUCGCAUCGACGCCUACUGUUGGAAAAGUGGAGACAAGUGCAGGGAAAACAAAGGCAGCAACAAACGUGGAACCAAAAAACCCGCAAAAAUCUUCUCUAUUCGACGACACAAACCAAAAAUGCUGAAUACUCCAAACAAUACAAAACCUAAAGUUAACACACCUGUUACCACUGGUCCUCUCAAAUCGGCUCCCUCAUCUGAACAAACACUGCCGGAGACAGCCACUGGUGCCAAAAAAGAGCAGACUAGCAAAGCGAUGUCGGCGAAAAUUUCACUGAUCGCAGACUUGCAAAAAAAGAUUCGCCUCCCGGGCGCUCCGCCACCAGCUAUGCCAUCCAAAGAUGCUUCCAAUGAGAAGAAAGAUACUUUGGCUGCUGAGAACGGUAAUGGAACGACUACUAUUCUAAAGAGUCGUUGCCGUGGUCCACCGAAUCGUCGUCCACCAACUCGCCCCACCAACGUGUCAAAUUAA
Messenger RNA from Caenorhabditis briggsae, 2184 nucleotides. Bases 1 to 2184 code for a protein of 727 amino acids. The record is from RefSeq and is a predicted model, not a curated record. NCBI's taxonomy places the organism in Eukaryota, Metazoa, Nematoda, Chromadorea, Rhabditida, Rhabditidae. The transcript has 10 exons.